GUGACACCUAAAAUGGCUGACGGACGAGAACCACCCCCGUUGGAAGAGGAGGAUAGCCAAAAAGAUGAAGAUGACUUAUUUACGGAAGCAAGUGAGAAAGAAACAGCCCCUCCUGAUCAGGAGAUAGACCUUAGUGAUGAGGGACGAACACCAGAAACUGAACCAGAAAAAGUAGAACCAGAAGUGACAGAAAACACCCGCAAACCAGUGAAGCCCGACAUCGAUACCGAGGACUUGUUUGGAGAUGAUGCUGAUGACGGUGAUGAGAUAAAGCUAGACUCUGAUGGAGAGAAUGACACUAAUGAAACGGUGGGGAAGUCACCAUUUUUGGAGCCAUUUGAACCAGCUCCUGCCAGUGCCCCAGCCCAGACAGAGGUUGUGUCGUCGGACGAGGAGGAGAAGCCAAGCACAGACACGCCUAAGUUGACAGUUACACAAACAACAACCUCAACAUCGAAGGCUUCCAGUGCUACGAAAACCACCAAGGAAGAAGUUGAGGCUAAUCAGUACACUCUAGUGAUAAAGGUCACAGAACCACAGAAGAUGGGUGACGGCAUGAGUGCCUACAUGGUUUACAAGGUCAUCACUAAGACCAGCAUUCCAGAUUUCCGUAAACCAGAACUGGUGGUAUUAAGGCGUUUCAGCGACUUCCUUGGACUACAUGAGAAACUCCAGACUCGAUACCUUCACCAAGGUCGAAUUGUACCACCCGCCCCAGAGAAAAGUGUCCUAGGUAUGACAAAAAUAAAAAUGUCGAAGGAGGAGUCUGGGGCGUUAGACUUUGUUGAGCGGAGACGUUUAACAUUAGAGAGGUUCCUGACAAGAACAGCCCAACAUCCCUUGCUUCGGAAGGAUAUUGACUUCCGAGAAUUCCUAGAGCGCGAUGGAGAACUCCCCAAAGCUACGAGUACCUCUGCUCUCAGCAGUGCUGGAGUGAAGCGAUUAUUCCAUAAAGUCGGGGAUGCUGUUGACAAAAUAUCCUACAAAAUGGAGGAGGCUGAUGAGUGGUUUGAAGAGAAACAACAACAAGUAGAGUGUUUGGAUACACAGUUGAGAAAAUUACAUUCCAGUAUGGAGUCUGUGGUUGGUCACAGAAAGGACUUGAGUAACAAUACUGCUGCAUUUGCCAAGAGCGCGGCCAUGUUGGGUAAUGCGGAGGAGCACACAGCCCUGUCUCGUGCCUUGUCCCAGCUAGCUGACACCGAGGAGAGGAUUGAACAGAUACAGCGGGAACAGGCUGACCACGACUUCUACGUCAUGGCAGAACUACUCAAGGACUACAUUGCCUUAUUAGGGGCUGUCAAGGAGGUAUUCCACGAAAGGGUGAAAUCCUACAAGAACUGGAAGGACGCAGAAGUUACCUUGACAAAGAAACGGGAAAACAAAGCCAAGUUAGAGCUAGCUAACAAAACAGACAAAAUCUCACAGGCCAAGCAAGAGAUUUCAGAGUGGGAGUUGAAGGUCGAGAAGGGAAAAGAUGACUUUGAAAAGAUGUCAGCAAUGAUACGAAAGGAGGUUGCGCGAUUUGACAGGAAACGUGUAGAAGAUUUCAAGUCUAGCAUCAUCAAAUAUUUAGAAUAUUUAAUGGAAAACCAGCAACGGGUGAUCAAGUGUUGGGAGGCCUUCUUACCUGAAGCCAAAGCGGUGGCAUGAUGUGUACCAACACGUUUCCAUGGAGACCAAGAUGGACUUUCUUCAGGGUGGGACAAUAAAACUGAGAUUAAAUGAAGCUAGCAAGACUCGAUUCGCCAUCACACUUGUUGUGGCCGACGUUCUGUGGAGACGUGGUCAUACCAUUUAUUAUUGACACAAUAUGGAUUUUGUAGUGCUACAUUAUAAAUGUACUUAAGGCACCAACCACACACAAAGUAAUACAAAAGAUAUUGUAACACCAAUACCAGGUGCAUUGUUGUCUUAUUUUCAAAUCAUUUGUUAGGUAUACAGUCAAUUUUGACCAAAUUUUUCUCGUGGAUUUAAUUGAAGCUGUCGGUUAAGUUUGACAUUCUCUGUGUAUAACCACUUUCUUUUCACUCGGAAUCGUAAACAUCAGCAUCACAAUAUAUGGUUACAGGGACACAAUUGUUUAAAUAGGUUGCAAUAUAUAUCAACACUAUGUCCUCAUUACAAACAUUGCGAAGUUCUUCUUUACUUCAGCCUGUGUUCACUUGGUGUUCUAUUAAUGUUUUACAAGUGAACUAGUCUAGGAUGUAUUUUUACACCUUAACUAAUUUUAAUGUCCAUAUGAUGUAAACAUAACUCAUUAAAGCUGAAAUACCCAAUUAUUCUUUCAAUAAGAGCUGAUAGAAGUAGGGAAAGAUGCCCAUGAACAGCAACCAGUAAAUCCAUAGGAGUGUCAUAGUUUAUAACAACUAGCAAAAGAAGAAUACAUUUUAUGAAAACCAGGCUUCAGGAUGUGCCACUCUUCUUUUGAGAUUUAUUUUACUUUAAGUGAGAGCUGAAGUUCAAAAAAUGAUGAAAGAUCGCCGGUAAUAAGCCGGAAGUUUGACUGACAAAAGUUGUAAAUGGUUGUAAAUUUCCAGGAUGAUGUAGCUUGCAUGUAAGUCGAGAAAUGUUGUUAUGUCAUGGUAAGUGCGAGUAACUAGAAUGCUAGUCAUAAAAAGUUGGAUUUUUUUUCUUUCUUAAUUUUUUGUUUGUUAUAUUAAAGUUCUUAAAGCCAUAUAAAACAACACCUUUAAUUUAACAGAAACCAACAGACAAGGUAUGACGUAUUUUAUUGUACAUAACAAUAGUGAGAAAAACAUUGCAAUGCUAAUGUUGAUAUACAAAUUUCUUGUUGCCCCUUAUCCUUGAUAUUUCAUUCUAAAAAAUGCAAAUAUAACAAUCUAAAAUUGAUAAAAAAUUGUGAUAUGUAUUUUUACCAUUAAGUUGACGAGUUAUCAGAAGUAGGUGUUUUUUUCUCAAUUAAGAACACAGGGAUAUAUUGUGUGUCAUUAGGUAAUGGUGCCUGACGAGAAACUUGGUGAGGAUAGCAGAGGAAAGUAAAAUGUUGGUGCAUAUAACUUAAUCGUGUAUAUAGUGAACAUUUUCCUGCUUGAUGCAAGGUUCAUUAUUGUAAUAUCUGUCUAGCCAAUGCAAGCUUUGAUGGUUAUAACAUACUAUUGUAAUACCUGUUCAGCCCACGUCAGCUUUGUUGGUUUAUGAUGUAGAAUCACUUAAAAUGUAUCAUAUUUUACAAUGAAUAUUUUAAUGAAAAAGAAAUUAAUUAAAAUAAAUACAUAUAUCAAAAUAA
This is a messenger RNA of Mizuhopecten yessoensis (Yesso scallop), 3250 nucleotides long. Its product is annotated as sorting nexin-2-like. The transcript has 13 exons. Gene Ontology annotation, cellular component: endosome; endosome membrane. Gene Ontology annotation, biological process: early endosome to Golgi transport. Gene Ontology annotation, molecular function: phosphatidylinositol binding. NCBI's taxonomy places the organism in Eukaryota, Metazoa, Mollusca, Bivalvia, Pectinida, Pectinidae. The coding region runs from base 13 to 1653 and encodes 546 amino acids. The record is from RefSeq and is a predicted model, not a curated record.